Molecule: messenger RNA, 1002 nt
Organism: Tremella mesenterica DSM 1558
Lineage: Eukaryota; Fungi; Basidiomycota; Tremellomycetes; Tremellales; Tremellaceae
Exons: 1
Coding region: 1-1002 (333 amino acids)
Source: RefSeq, a predicted model, not a curated record
AUGUCCAACUCCUCGUUAUCACCGUCACCGUCCACUCCUAAACUCCCUUCGGAGCUACUCUUCAAAAUCGCCCAAAUACUCGCCAGACUUCAAUCACUGAAAACCCUUUUCAACCUCGCCGUCUCAUCCAAGACCUUUUACCAUAUACUCUCCCCCGUACUCUAUCGAGAAGCCCUCCUCGCGUUGGAUGAUAAUACCGUGAAUACGCUCUACGACUUCUAUCUUCGUCACGAAUUUCACUUCUCUUUCUGCAACGCACCGAAUAAUUCCUACUUAUCAACUAUCAAUUGGGAUCCAAACUAUCUUGCCAUUUCAAAAUCAGCACGAUUAGCUUGGCGUUGUCAAUGGACUCAAACCGUCCGUAUACGGACCUCACCUCACAUCCUGCAAUCUUACCUCAUGACGAAUAUCGCUCGGACACUUUCGAAAGUGGAAUCAUAUCUGUUUCCUCGUUUAACGAAAAUAUCUCUUCGAAGAUCGGCUUCACGUAAAUCGGCAACAUUGCUUCGUCUGCUUGCUUUGAGAAGUGAGAUCGACCAUCUCCUGCUAUUCCUCGGUUCUUCCCACCUCGACAUUCAUUUCCCAUGGUUCAGGGAUUAUCUGGCCUUACAUAAUCCUGUUCAUAUCGACCGUAUGGUUGUCCGAGUCGACAUCAAGAAGAACAAGUGGUAUUUCUACGCAGUAAAGCUGUCACGCGCCACUGGGGACCACCGAGACGUUUCGAAAGAUGACUUCGAAAGAUACUUUGACGCGAACAAGUCUGAUCGGGAUACGCUUCCACGAUUUCACAUUCUUUCCUCUCCUCCGAAAGAUAAGAGACGAUCCACUGUCGCAUCUCUCAAUCACUACUUGAAGGAAAACACCAAUGAGGCUGGAAACUUUGCGAAGAUCUUGACUUUAGGGUCGGUUGAUUUAGAUCCCUGCAUAGUUUUUGACCCAGACAAGCAAAAAGCAAUUAUUUGCCGGAAAAUUAGAAUUGUCAAGAAGGAAGUUGGGCAGUGA